This is a messenger RNA of Malaya genurostris, 1370 nucleotides long. RefSeq lists its product as uncharacterized. Bases 83 to 478 code for a protein of 131 amino acids. NCBI's taxonomy places the organism in Eukaryota, Metazoa, Arthropoda, Insecta, Diptera, Culicidae. The transcript has 2 exons. The record is from RefSeq and is a predicted model, not a curated record.
UUCAUAUUGAAAGGUGAUCGGAAGUGAUAAAAAUAUUCAAUAAUUUUUCUUCGGUAGUACGGAUCAAUUCAAGCUCGCUAAUAUGUUUAAGGAAAUUGUUUUACUGUUCAGUAUUCUAGUCUCCGUUUGCCUUCCUAUGCCGAUGCCUCGUGGGGGCGGUGGCGGUGGUGGAGGUGGAGGUGGUCACGGCGGUGGAGGAUUUGGUGGAGGCCACGGAGGUGGAUUUGGAGGAGGCGGACAUGGAGGAGGCGGACAUGGAGGAUAUGCGGGUCAUGGUGGAUUUGUUGGAGGUCAUGGCGGGUACGGGGGCCAUGGUUUAUAUGGAGGCUAUGGUGGAUUUGGAGGUCAUCUUCCAUAUACAGGAUAUGGUGGAUAUGUAGGAUACGGUGGUUAUCCAGGAUACUGGGAUUACGACGAUAGUUAUCCAUAUAUUGGUUAUGGACUUGGUGGAUUUGGUAUUCCGUUCUUAGGACGUUGACAGAUUGUUAUUUUUAUGUUGCUUUACAAAUAAAGGGUGAUUUUUUAAGAGCUUGAGAACUUUUUUAAACAAUAAAACGCAUAAAAUUUGCAAAAUCUCAUCGGUUCUUUAUUUUAAACGUUAGAUUGGUACAUGACAUUUACUUUUUGAAGAUAAUUUCAUUUAAAUGUUGACCGCGGCUGCGUCUUAGGUGGUCCAUUCGGAAAAUCCGCUUUUUUAUCGACAAAUUUUGUUCAGCGAUGAGGCUCAUUUCUGGUUGAAUGGCUACGUAAAUAAGCAAAAUUGCCGCAUUUGGAGUGAAGAGCAACCAGAAGCCGUUCAAGAACUGCCCAUGCAUCCCGAAAAAUGCACUGUUUGGUGUGGUUUGUACGCUGGUGGAAUCAUUGGACCGUAUUUUUUCAAAGAUGCUGUUGGACGCAACGUUACAGUGAAUGGCGAUCGCUAUCGUUCGAUGCUAACAAACUUUUUGUUGCCAAAAAUGGAAGAACUGAACUUGGUUGACAUGUGGUUUCAACAAGAUGGCGCUACAUGCCACACAGCUCGCGAUUCUAUGGCCAUUUUGAGGGAAAACUUCGGAGAACAAUUCAUCUCAAGAAAUGGACCGGUAAGUUGGCCACCAAGAUCAUGCGAUUUGACGCCUUUAGACUAUUUUUUGUGGGGCUACGUCAAGUCUAAAGUCUACAGAAAUAAGCCAGUAACUAUUCCAGCUUUGGAAGACAACAUUUCCGAAGAAAUUCGGGCUAUUCCGGCCGAAAUGCUCGAAAAAGUUGCCCAAAAUUGGACUUUCCGAAUGGACCACCUAAGACGCAGCCGCGGUCAACAUUUAAAUGAAAUUAUCUUCAAAAAGUAAAUGUCAUGUACCAAUCUAACGUUUAAAAUAAAGAACCGAUGA